Messenger RNA from Cinara cedri, 5153 nucleotides. Lineage: Eukaryota; Metazoa; Arthropoda; Insecta; Hemiptera; Aphididae. The record is from the annotation of a GenBank genome assembly.
AUCAAAUUAUCGAAUUGCUAAGAAAGAUUAUUUCUUUUAAAGUGAGUUGUGUGGUAUCAGUGAUAUGAUUGUGAUACUCGUGAGAUGAUGAUGAUAUCAGUGAUAACAGUGUCUCAAAAAUUCUUUUCAUUAUAAGAUUAUAAAGUUCGUGAAAUAUGAGAUGAAUGUGAUGGUAUGAAUCGAACGACUCACUUUUUCUAAAACCACCCCCUACCCCCCCCCGGUAACAGUUUCAAUCACGAAAUAUUGUCGAAUAAUAUCGAACCAAAACAAUUGGAAGACAUUCCGUCACUCCAUUCCAGUCUGUCGUUACCAGUUAGUUUGUGACAUAGAUAUAUAUAAAUGUUUAUUAUAUAUAUAUAUAUAUUUAUAUGAUGUGUGAUAUGUACUAAACAUGGUUAAUGAUAACUUAUCUAUAGCCGUGAUAUUAAAUUGUAAAUAAUAAAUAGAUAAUAUUUUAUACGAGUACGAGUACUUACAACUAAAUACUUGUAAAUUAUAAAUUAUAAUACUAUUCAUACAUUUUCUUUAGUUUACGUACCUAGGUACUAAAAUUUGUAUAAUUUUACAACACAUUGCACAAGUACAAGAUUGUGUAUGCAUGAUUACUUGCAUGAUAUUAUUAUUAAAAAAAAAUGAGUAGACUGUAUACAAGUUAAGAAAUGACGUCUGUUCGGCCUUUGCAGUUAACGCUAGCCAUCAUGAAACCGCAUGUGGUGGCUUGUCCAUUUUCUCUGCUCGUAAGUAUUUUCUAUUACUAUUAUAACAUUGUAAUGCACUUUAAUCUCUACACGCCGUGUGCAUUAAUAUUGAUCGUAUAAACAAGUUGGUCCAUCGUUUUAGAGAAUAUUUAAGAAUGCCUGUCAAAUCUAUCCGAUCUGGUUGAUAUUACUAGGUAUAUGUUCAUUAAAAAUAAUGUAUUUAAACACAUAUUAUUUAGAUUUCUAAUGUUUCACUGUAUCUGCAGGAUAUCAGACGUACAAUACUUGACAAUGGUUUUUAUGUCGUACGUUCGGUGCGUCAAACUAUGAAGUUGGAACAGGCAGAACGAUUUUACAAUGAACAUAAAUCUAAGUUUUUCUACAAUCGACUCGUGACGUUCAUGACAAGGUAAACAAAAAUUGAUUAUAAAACUUAAAAUGUUGAGUACCUAAACCUUUCCAAAUAUUCGUCCAAUUUGUGUUCAAAUUAGCGGACCAUCAGAAGCAUAUUUGCUGGCCAGAGAAGACGCAAUUGCUGUUUGGCGCUGUUUAAUGGGACCUACUAAAGUUUUUAAAUGUCAGUUAAGUCAUCCCAAUACUAUUAGAGCUAAACACGGGCUUACGGAUACUAGGAAUGCUACACAUGGAUCUGGUAACUAAGUAUUUGACUAAUGUAUAUAAUUUUCUGUUUGAAUCAUAGAUACAAUGACAAAUCUCUGAUUGAUCUAAUUGGUCUAAUUAACUUAUUUUUCAACCAUGCCUAUAAUAUUGUACUUCAUACAAUUAAAUACAUCAUAAGAAAUUGUUAAAUAUUUCAUUAAAAUUAUAAAUUAGGUUUGUGAAACAUAUGUAUAUAUAUCUAUGCAUAUUAUGCUUGUGUAUAGUAAUUUAAUACUUUUUGUAUCUUCAUGAGAAUUCUUUUAAAAAUUGAUUUUAAAUAUUCAAUAUUACACUGUACAAUCUCUUGUAUAAUUAAUAAUUAUAAUAACCAUAAAUGUACUGUUUGGCCUUUUAGGGUGUAAAAAAAUUUCAAAAUAUAAUUUGUAUUGUUUAUGUAAUUAUAUGUAAAGAUAAUAAAAUAUUAAAAAACCAAAAAAUGACAUAAUUAUUUAAUAUUCUUUUAAUUUAUCUAAAUAUGUUAAAAAUGAUAAUACAUUUUUAAAUAUUCUAUUUUUUAUCAAAUUACAACAAUAAAAACAAAAUUAAAUUUAAAAGUAACCUGUUUUUCACAAAUAAGAAGAGUAAGAUUAAGAAAAGUAAAAAAAUGACCUACAAUUGAACCUACUAGAUAUCAUUUGGCACAAGAAACCACCCUUAAUGAUGAUUAAAAUACCAUAUUUGUUUGAAAAAUUAAAUAUACUAACUUUUACAGACAUGGAAAGUUGUAUUGUUCAUAACUAUUGAAAACUGCAAUUAUUUGUUUUAUUUUUCUAUUAGUUGGUACUGGUAUCCAUCUAUAAUAUGCUUUUAUAUACGGACUGUAUAUUUUGUUGUUAAUAAUAUUAUUGGUUUCAUAAUUUUGUAUGUAAAUUUCAGAUAAAAGACCACUUAAAGGACCAUUCAUAACUAACCCAUCUUUUUGCGAUUAUAAUUUAUUGUUAUAUUGGACAUAGUUUUGAUUAAUAAUUACAUUUAUUGAUUGAAUAAUUUCUUGUACAUCGUUUUUAUUAAAUUUAUUACUGUUUUCUGUUUAGGAAUGAAUGUACAUACAUUUUUGACAUCAAGGGAAAUCAUCUUGUAACCUCCUGGCACAAUAUUAAUUUUAUUAAUAAAAUCAUAAGUGUUUUUUAUAGAAGCAUCAGUAUUAAUAUUUAAUUUUUCUGAGAUAGUCUAAAUAUUUAGUUAUGUUAUAAGCUGGAGUAGUUUUAAAGCUAAUUAAUGAAUGAAUCAGAUUAUGUAAUUUUAUGAAUGGAUGUAAGUGUAGAGCCUCUACUUUUAAUAUUUUCUAAUAAUACACAACUCACCAAAUUAUGUUAUUAACUAUUGUAGUAUAAAUUACCGAAAUAAUAUGUCUAACGAAUUUGCUAAAAUUCUUAACAAUAAUAUAAAUAAUGUAAAAUCGAUUUUAAGACUAAUAAUAGUUUAAUCAAACAUAUAAACUAUGAAACUAAAAACUUAACAAAAAUCUCCUUUCUUUUGAAAAUGCUGGUAUAUACAAAUUUAAAUGUAACUGUAAUAAAUUGUAUGUAAGUAAGACAAAUAGAAAUUUUAAAAUAAGAUAUAAAGAACAUAUUUCAGAAAUAAAAUUAAAAAAGACUGCCCCUAAUUCAAAUUUUGCUAAACAUAUUUUGAAAAUAACCAUAAUAUAGAUUUUGAUAUUAAUACAGACUUAGAAAUAUUAAGUACCCAAAAUAACAUUUAAAUUAAUUCAGUUUUCGAAGAAUUGCAAAUACACAAUGAAAAAAAGAAAAAUAAUUUUAAUAAUAUUUUAAAUGUUUAAACCAAUUUUAAAAAUAAUAUCUUAUGUCAAUACAUUUUAGAUAAUAAAUAAUAACCAAAUAGUUUAUAUUUCUUAACAUAUCUAUGUCUAAUAAUAACUAAUUUUAAAUAAUCUCUCCUAUUAAAAUAAAUUCUAAAUUUAUGUAAAACGGCCAAUUUGUACAUUUUUUUUUCUAUGUAUUACUUUAUUUGAUUUUUUAUAUUUAGUCGCUUUUUACAUUUUGACUGAUAUACCUGCAUUUUUUAUAUGAAACUGGUCAUAUAAUACACUUAUCAUAAUACUCCAGGCGACGCAUUUGUUUAUUUAUUUUAUUUUUUUAUUUAUAUAUUUAUUUAAUUAUUUAAAUAAUUACAUUUACGAAUUGCUGAAAAGAAUAAACAAUUUUUCAUUGUAAAAAAAAAAUGUAUUUAUUACCAUCUCUGUGUAAUGAAUGUAUUUAAAAUUGUUAAAUGCAGAUAAGAUACAUGUCCAAUAAUUUAAAAUGACUGCCAAUGUUCAUGUUAAAUUUUGGAAAAUAUUGAGAUUAUUAAUUUUUAAAAAUAUGGAUAGUAAUGUGAUUUGUUGAUUUGUAUGCCUAGCUGCUUCUCAAUCUUGUCUAAACAGUUUUUUGUGUCUUUUGUAAAAUUAAGUUUUAGGGAUACGUCCUCUUUCUGCAAUUAGUGAUUCAUAUAUUCUCUUACGAGGUUACAAAUUCUGUUUUAACUUUGUGUUGUAAUACUAAGGGGGGGUAUAAAUAAUAAGUGAUAAAGGAACAAGGAAGUCGUAAAAUAUUAGGUGAUAAUUAUAUUAGCUUAACAAAAACUGGAUAAAAACAAUUAAGUUAUCUAGCCAUGGGACUGCUGGCAUCAAUCCUUUUCUUUUGAAUAUUCAGUUUACUGACAACAUUUAAUAUAUUAAACCCAGGAUUCGUUGAUAAUUAUCCAAUCCUUAUUAUCCAAGAUAAUAUUAUUUUUAAAAAUAGAAAAAAUUAACCAUAACUUAAUUAGACAAUUAUUCAUUGAUUGUUAUGUUUCAAAAACUACUCAACGUACACACUUGAAAUUUGGAAUAGUGGUUCCUCUAAUACUUUUACCAUACAGUAAGAAAGGAUUUUUGAAAAUUCAACUCUUAAUCAAAACUAUAUUGUUAUUUAUUUGUAUUUGUUUAUAGGUCUAUUAAUUUUUUCUAACAAUAAACACAAAAUUAUUUGAUUUUAUACAUAGUGUAUUGCAUUCUUAAACACCUUAUAUAUUUAAUUUUUUGGUUUGAAUUAAUUAAUAAUUAGAUAUUGACAAUUUACCUAAUUAUACGAAAAUUACCGAUCCGUGUAUUUAGCACAGACUAAGUUAUCUUAGUCAAUUAUAUUAAGCAAAUUUAAAUUUUACUAAAUAAAAGCUAAUAGUUAUUACAAUUUUAAGGAUAAAAUUAUAAGCAUAUAUUGCGAAUUUGUUACUUGUGUUCAAAUAUGUAUUUUACAUUUUUUAAUAACAAUCUUUACAAACCAAAGUUAGUUUUUAAAAAUACUGAUUCCUGAAAUGAAUAUAAUAAAAUAAUAUAAAUUUUAAUAAACAUUUACAUUUUAUAAUAAUUGAUUAUUUUUUUUUAGAUUCAGAUGAAUCAGUCCGCCGAGAAGUAGGCAUAAUGAUACCACAAUUCUGUUUUGAGCAUUGGAAACAAAUGGAAGAACUUACAUUUAGAAGAGGUAAAGUACAGUUCAAUAAAGAGCAGUUUAUUCAUUUCUACACACAUGGAAGCUAGAUAAUAAUAAUUUUGUUCAAGAGUCUUUAGUCAUACAAAUAUUAUAAAUAACUAUUAGAUUAUUGUUGUAAUAAAUUCAACUACUUGUUAACAUGUAUACUUUAUCAACUUAUAGAAAAAUAAGGUAUUAAUAUUAUAUUAUUUUUCAAAAUUAUAUUUUAUUAAUUGUUGACUUUUAAGUUGUAUAAUAAUGUAGAAUAAACAAAAUCUAUUUUUUGAUAAUAAUGUCAAUUAUUGUUUUUAAUUUUGAACUUUUGUUAUUAGUAAUUUGCAGC